Molecule: messenger RNA, 3613 nt
Organism: Lucilia sericata (common green bottle fly)
Lineage: Eukaryota; Metazoa; Arthropoda; Insecta; Diptera; Calliphoridae
Gene: Dtg
Product: probable basic-leucine zipper transcription factor S
Exons: 3
Coding region: 1006-3420 (804 amino acids)
Source: RefSeq, a predicted model, not a curated record
UAGGUACAACCGCAGACUACAACCAACUCGACCAAGUCAAAGCCGUAGUAACCAUCAAGUCCGUGUGCAUCGUCGGAUACCGGAUGUGUAUAAGUGCACCCUAUGUAACAAGUUUCAUGCACUUCGAUUUUGCAGGAAGUUUUUAAACAUGUCGGUGAAAAGGAGGACAGAAAUGGUUGACAGGCAUCGUUAUUGCAAGAAUUGUCUUGCCAGAAGCCACAGUAUAAGGUCGUGUACAUCCAUGAACAACUGUAAGAAAUGCGACCGCCUCCACCACACUCUCUUACACCCUACAAAUAAAAGGGUUAUUCGCUCUCGAGCUGUUCAGCUGAGAACCUUGCGCCAACAACAACAUCAGCCAACAACAGGUGGACAACGUCAGCAGCUGCCAACACCAUCAGCAGCACCAGAUUCAGUUAUUUUGUUGCAAGCCAUCAAAUCACUCGCCCAGGUUCUUUGCGGUAAUGAAGUCAAACCACAUGUUGCCUAGUGGCAAGGCCGGGCGCCAUGUCCAAAACUGUUUGGACCCAUCAAAAAAAAACACAAACUUUUUUUUUAUAUAAAACCUUAUUUAUGUUUUUUUUUAAGUGUAUUUAUGAAGUAAUCAUAUUUGUCAACUACUAACUAAAAAUGUAUAUUGAAUUGUAAAAGAUUAAUUAUCUAUAAUCGCUAAAAAAAAUUAUUUAGUAGUUGCAUCAUUGCAUUUAGUACACGAAUUAAUAACAAUUGUAACAAACCCGAAGUUACUUAUGGAAGGAUGGACAUUUUGUUAACUCACUUACCAUUUGUCUUUCAAACCAUAAACUUCAAUAAAGAAAAUCUUCUAUUACCCAUUCGGAUUGAACUGAAAUCUAAAUAUUUAACAGUGAAGUUUAUUUGUGAAGUUUAAUAAUAUAUUUCGAUUAUAAAUAAACAAUUAAUUAAAAAGAGACAUUUAACUCGAACAUAUUAUUUUUGGUGAUCCUACAAUAAAGUAAAGAUCGUAAUAAUAUUUUCGUCCAAGGUAUGCUGAUUGAUUCAAAUGAGUUUAAGACUGAAAUAUAUUCUGAAUUUACAACAACAUAUAUGCCUCAAAUUUUACUGGAUACAUACAUUUCCGAAGGCAAAGAAAAACUAAUAAAUAAAUUAAACAUUUCAACACCGACACCAGAGGGAGAGUUAUAUAAAAAUAUAAAAUUUGAAGAAAAAAUUGCGGAUAAAAAUACAGAUAUUAAAUCAAGUAUUCAUUUUCCUGCUGCCUUAUUUACUGAAACAAUUCAGAGUUCAACUAGUAAACAUUCGAACUCUUCACCAACAUUGGAAAAUUUAAAUAAACAAUAUGAAAAUAAGUCAAUGACUGAAUUCGCAACAACACAUAUGCCUCAAAUUUUAUUAGAUACACAAAUUUUAAAAAACAAAGAAAAGUCAUUAAAUAAUUUUGGCAAGAUUUUAACAAAGAAUCCGGAGGAAGAAUCAUAUAAUAAUAUAAAACAUGAAGAAAAAAUCGGGGAUAAAAAUAUAGAGGAGAAGGAAGAAUCAUAUAAUAAUAUAAAAUAUGAAGAAAAUAUCGGGGAUAAAAAUAUGGACAUUAAAUCGAGUAUUGAUACUGCCGCUUCAUUUGCUGAAACAAUUAAAAAUUUUACUAGAAAGCAUUCGAACCCUUCGUCAGCAUUGGAAAAUUUAAAUAGACUAUCUGUACCAAAACGUGAGAAAAUUUUUUCUUCUGAAAAAAUUUCCUUGGAAAAUUUUGAAAAAGACAUCUCGGAAAAUACAUACUCAAACGAAGAUACAUUUCGACAACAACAACAAAUAAUAAAAAAAUUUGGAACAAAUUACUCAGCAGAUGUCUCAAAAUAUAUAUUCGAUCAGCAAGAUUUUAAUGAAAAUUUAGCAAUAUCCGAAAAUAAUCUACCACAAAAUUGUGUGGAUUCGGUUUGCGAAGUUAAUACAACUAAAUAUGAUGUUCAUAUCACUGAAGACAAUAAUGUAAAUUUAAACAAAACAGAAGUGGAUGAAUCUGCAUCAGAAAUAAUAAAUGAAUUACCAAAUAUUAACUAUACAACCCUUUCAUACGAUUCAAUUGAUUUUGUAACACAGAACUAUGAUAGCAAUAAUAAAGACAAUAUUUUAUCUGUGGAUUUGCAUGAGACUAUUUCGAGAACCCCAAACAAUAGUAAUGAAAUAGAUGUUUUAAAUAUUACGGAUUAUCCUCAAUUAUAUUUUGAAGAAGUGACAAAAGAAGUAGAAAAUGCUAAUGACUCAUGUGUAGACGAAGAAUAUAAACACGUGGUUAUAAAAAAAGUAUUGGUCCAACAACAUGCUAUUGAAUAUCCCUUUUUGCAAAAUGAUGAGAAAAAUCUAAUUGAGUUAACCUACACUGAUCAGUAUGCACAGGAAAAUAAAACAACAAAUGGGAGUACUAAUAAAAAUUAUACACUGGAUUUGAAAACUAUAAACGAACGCACAAUAAGUAAUGCGUUAGAGUCAGAGAACAUUACAGAUUGUACAUCUAUAGAAAGCAGUGAAGAAAAUACAUUUACAGCUGACUAUUAUCAGUCAACGGGAGCGAUAAAUCAAAAUGAAAACAAUGUAGUUAAAAAUGAGUCCAAGCAACAUCUAGAGCAAGACAACUCCGUGAACAUAAAAAAAGAAGAAGUCGACGAAUUACUUUGGAAAAGUGGUGAAGAACGUUCUUUAAAUGAACUGCACCAUGAAAAACAUGUCAAACAAGGAACUGAUCAAUAUAAUCAAACUGAUAAAUAUAGCGAGUCAAUUGGGACAGAAACAUUGAAAAAUAAUACUUAUCUCUCAAAAAUAGAAAAAACUAACUAUGAAAACCAUGAAACUCAUGAAGUUACAUCAACAACUUUAAGGACCAUAAAUGAAUCUGAAGCACCUGAAAGCAAUAUUUCUGAAAUUAGUUAUAUCAAUACUAACAACACAACGGAGAAAUACGAAAAUAAUUAUAUUUUUAUUAUUCAAAACGAGCAAAUAGUUCAAUCGAACUUGACAGAACCUGUAAACGAUUAUAAUUCAGUAAGCAAACAAGUAACGCCAUUAUUAUCCGAUGACAUAGCUGCAACGUUAUUCGAAACAUAUCCCCCACAAGAUGUCGGUCAAACGUUCAAUGAUAAUUUGGCAGAUGAAUCAGAUGAUUUUGGAAAAGCUCUACCCGUCUCCAUCACUGAAGGCUCCAAUAGAUCUACUAUAAUAAUUGCAAUGAGUUCUGCCACAGCUAUUCUUUUUAUAAUAAUUUCUGUAACAAUAUUUCUUAUUUCCUUUCAACAUCAACAUGGUACUUUAGAUAUAGAAAUGCAAGAACGUAAUUGUGGUAAAGAUGACUUAGAUGAUGAAGAUGCACAAACUAUUGCAAAAUUAUUACAGGUCGAACUUCCACCAUCAGUAGCUGUAGCUUUAGACGAAUGCGAAGAAUGUUUGUAAGAAGAAAAAUUUUGCAACUUUCACAAACUAUCCAAUAUUGAUUAUGUAAAUAUUAAUUCCGAUAAGAUUUCUUUUUAGUUAUUUUAUAUUAUAAAAAUUACAAACUAUGUAAAUGUUUUUUACAAAUUUAGUGUUUAUUGUACAUAUCAAGAAUUAAUUUUAAACAUAUUCUUAGGCAUCAAUUUUAAGAUUA